CGUAACAAGAACAGCGUCGGUUUGUAAGGCACAUUAUGUGAUUGGGCUCUGUUCUAAUUUCUGACCCAAUAGAACAAUAUUGAUUCAAAGCCCAUAUUCUCACAAUCUCCACCUUGGGCUUUAGUCAGAUAAGGCCCACCUCUACCUCACGUCCUUUCCUUCCCCGACGGCAAAUCAAAGCUUUUCCUUCUGAUUACGUCUCAGACACAAACCCUGACAUGCAACUGGAACUCCGACGAAUCUCAGUGGUUUAUGGCGGUGCCCUCCGGCCACCUUCAACUCGAGACUGUCUCCACCGGCAGUGAAACACCAAAAACAACAUCUAUCAAAGCAAACCAAACCCGAUUAAAGUCGCUGCAACUUGCAAUGACUUCUCUUUCUGCUUUGCUCUCUCGAUCAUGGCAAAAUGGAACUGAUGCAACUUCGUCUCGCCAUAAUUUAUUUAAUUUCCGGAGAGUUCUCCAUAGCCGUGAAGUCUCAAUGCAAAUUACCUAUUUGCAACUUCGGUGACUUAUCUUUACCAGCUUCAGGUAUCAACCUCGUUCUAUUCCACUACCGUGAUAGAUGUAUGUCGAUACCAACUCUGAAAAUCCCUACCAGCUUCUCCAGUGUAUUUUCUGCCUCCUCUGCUGUAUAUAAGUCACACGUCUCCCUUCAGCUUGUCCGAUCUACGAACCUGCUUUUCCAGUUGUUCACCACCAUCGCAACUCCGAUCCGAGAUUGCAACUCUGACAUUACUUUGCCGUCGACCUCAGAUCAGGUUACUCCACCUUGAACUCUGAUUCUUCCUUCGAUUACACCACCUUGGACCGCUCUGCUUCUGUUUUCUUCUUGAGCUCAAAAAAACUCAUAGAGAUUCAUGACUCUCUCUCAAGUUAUCACCAUUGAUGGGAACACUCGAUUUCACUUCAUCGUUGAUCAUGUGAUAUCAAUGCUCAAGAUCCUCCAGCGUCCGACUCAUCUCUCUUGAUAAAGUUGCAAACAGAGCUAGCUUGUCUUCUUUCUACAGCUUGUCCGACGAAAGCCUUCGCCACCUCCACUUUUUAAGACGUUUCCUUAAGUAAUCUCCUCCAGUUCUUUAGGCUGAACUCCUUGCCAGCUUUACUAAAACCUUAUAUGUUCUCCUUCAAUGGCACUUCUCUUGUGAUAACUCUUACACACUCCUUUGCGCCUCUGAUUUUUUUUUUUUUGUUGAGAACUUAACUUGGUUUCUUUUCCCACAGCAGCUCCACUUUAUCUUACCAUUCUUCAGCUCCACCUGGACCUGGAAUCAUCUUCUGAUUCCAUUAAAUGUUUCUUCGGUGAUCAGUCGAAGUACUUCUGCUCCCAUGAUGAUUCCUGCUACUCAUGACGAAAGACCAACCUUCGCUCUUGCUUCCUGCAACUUCAGAUUUCCAAGACGAGCUCCACCUGGAACCAGAAUCAACAUUGCACGACUUCUAAUUCUUCACAGUUAUUUUAAACCUCAACUGUGAGAGCUCAGCCUCCUCCUUCAUCUUUAGGGUUUCUCCAGGAUGAUCAACCAAGCUUGGAACAUCUUCUAUUUAUACUUGAACCGUAGCCGACUUAUUCCUCCUAACAUCGUAAGGAUUAUGUAAAUAAUCCUUUUCCUUUUCCUUGCGUAACAAGAACAACGUCGGUUUGUAAGGCACAUUAUGUGAUUGGGCUCUGUUUUAAUUUCUGACCCAAUAGAACAAUAUUGAUUCAAAGCCCAUAUUCUCACAAUCAAUAUGUGGCUAAAUGCCCCUGGGUAACGCUAACGCUAAAUCGUAAAUGUGGUAGGGGACUUCGUCAAAUAUGAAACGUACAUAUCACAAAUGGCAAGAAGCUGACUCAUGUAACGUGGGCUCUUAUCUCUUCUGGCCUGCACUUCCUCGAAAGCAUCCGCCGCCACCUUUCUCCUACGCGUUCUACAAUUCUAUCCUAUACUUAUCUGCCACAUCAUAUGUAUCUACCCUUUGUGAUAAAUACUCGCGUGACCCCUAAAGCCAAAACCUCUUCUCGUUCUCUAACUUCCGUUCCUUGUAAUAACCAAGCAAAAAGAAACUCAAUCUUCUUGCUAAAAAGAAAAGAAAAAAAAAACUCAAUCUUCAACCCAAGAAAAACCCUCAUGGAAAUACCGGUGAUUAACAGAAUUAGCGACUUUGACGUGAAGAUAAACUCGAUGAACGAUCCGUCGUUAUUACCAGAAUUAGCGACUUUGCCGUUUGCCGUCUCCGGAGUUGGAAAGUUACAUUAUGCUUAUACUUUCUUUAAAUGGGGCGCUUUAUUGCUGCUUUCAUUUUUUGCUUCAUUCACCAUGACUAGAAUCAAAAGUUUAGUCCUUAGAUUAAGAAAUGUAGACGCGUCUCUAGCUUCCCAAUCUAUUGUCUAUGAUUACGACAGCGACUCCGACUCAUCUUGUUCCUCAGAGUCCUCAGACGACGAAGAAGACGACGGUGACAAAGAAGACGACUCGGUCAAUGGAGAUUCACGCGUUAAAAGAUUUAGUUAUUACGAGGAAAAUGACGACAAGGGUAUAGAUGGAAAUGUACCCUGGCUGCGUCGGUGCAGUGAUAGCUUCGGCGACUUGUUGUCCUGGCCUGAUCUUGGUGGGUUCGGCUCAAGAGGAGUUGUUAAGCUAUGGGACAAUCUUGACUUAAAAGGAAGUCAGGAAGUGGUGGCUUCCUUCUUCAACAAGUACGGAGUUUCCUCGUCGUUGCCUCCGGCGGUUUUAUUAGCGGCGGAGAAGAAAGGAUCCGACGCCGUGGAAGUGAGUGCGUGGGAUGCACGCGAAGGUUUCAGAAUGCCUACUUUGCUCGCUGAAUGGAAACAGCCGGGGAGGUUGCUAGGGAAGAUCGUAAGGGUCAACGCCGGUGGCGUUAACAAGAUCUACGUUGAGGAUGACGCCAACGGGGAGAUAACGGUGGGAGACAUGAGGAUGGUUAACGGUGCGAUGACGGAACUGACUGAGUCAGACGUUGUUACAAUGGUGAGACGCCGUCGGUGAGGCUGAGGAUUCUCGUUGGGAGUUGUAUUAAUGACAAAUGAUUGGUACGGUCCGGUCUAGUAUACACCAAAUUAAGAUUCAAAGUAAACUGUAAAUGACCUCAAGAUUUUUUUGUAAAUAUUUUGUAUUUAGAGUUUAUUUCAAUAAUGUUAUUUCAGUGUAAAAAGUAUUUGUUAUUUACUUUCAAUUUUUCAAAAAGGAAAAGAAUCUUUGGAACUUA
Messenger RNA from Brassica napus (rape), 3209 nucleotides. RefSeq lists its product as uncharacterized. The record is from RefSeq and is a predicted model, not a curated record. Lineage: Eukaryota; Viridiplantae; Streptophyta; Magnoliopsida; Brassicales; Brassicaceae. The coding region runs from base 1946 to 2989 and encodes 347 amino acids. The transcript has 6 exons.